AUGAUCGUCGUCCCCAAGGCCGAGCAAAUAGCUGGAAAUGUCGCCCUUGCAUUCUUCCAGCGGACUUUGGGUAGCGUAUCCCAAGAUGAGUCGCAACCGAGGCGGAUAUUGGCGGCCUUCAUGGCCGUCUCGAGUUUUGGCAAUAUCGUCGUGAUGACCUUCACAGCUGCUCGAGUGAAACAGGAAAUUGCCAAAGAGGGAAUCCUGCCGUGGGCCAAAUUUUUCGGCCAAAGUAAAAAUCUCUCUUUCGGUAGGUUUCUGGCUUGGGCCCAGAAGGAUCAGGAUUCGGUAAUCGCCAGAAAGUUCCACUGGCUAUUGAAACGUUCCUGGAUGGAUCCUAGAGAGCACUCCCAGGAAACACCAUUCGGGGCAUUGUUUCUUCAUUGGUCCUUCACUGUGCUCAUGAUCGUAGUCACCAGCCACCUCAAGCCGACGGAUGCGUAUACCCUUUUAGUCGAUCUGUAUACCUACACAAUUGUCUCCAUCUUUGGAUUCAUCAUCGCUGUUGGGAUGCUGCGACUUAGAUUUAGCAGCACAAAACGUUGGUCAACGAAAUCGCCUUUCAGGCCAGCUUUCAGCAUCCUCAGUGCUUUUGCUUUUGCUCUGGGAAGCUGCUAUCCGAUUGUGGCAUCGUGGGUACCCCCUAGCAGCGCCUAUUUGAGCAAAACACAACUCGCAGUGGCAUGGUUCACCACACCCGUGGUUGCAUGGAGCGUUCUCGGAUUGGGAAUGUUUUGGUAUCAAGCUUUCAAGCUGUAUGCCUGGAGACGAGCGCACAAGGGUGGCGUUGAGUUUCAAGUUCAGAAGGUACCUGAGUUUGACAGGGACCCACCGCCCAAUGGACCGCCAGUCCAGGUGCACGAGACAGUCUUCCUCGCCUGGGUCGCAAAGGAGAACGAAAGCAUGGAUCUAGACAUAGAGGAUAGGAGAUCGAUGGAGAGCUUCUAG
Messenger RNA from Didymosphaeria variabile, 948 nucleotides. RefSeq lists its product as uncharacterized. The transcript is spliced from 2 exons. NCBI's taxonomy places the organism in Eukaryota, Fungi, Ascomycota, Dothideomycetes, Pleosporales, Didymosphaeriaceae. The record is from RefSeq and is a predicted model, not a curated record. Gene Ontology annotation, biological process: amino acid transmembrane transport. Bases 1 to 948 code for a protein of 315 amino acids. Gene Ontology annotation, molecular function: L-amino acid transmembrane transporter activity. Gene Ontology annotation, cellular component: membrane.